Molecule: messenger RNA, 351 nt
Organism: Mitosporidium daphniae
Lineage: Eukaryota; Fungi; Microsporidia
Exons: 2
Cellular component (GO): cytoplasm; nucleus
Molecular function (GO): protein serine/threonine phosphatase activity
Source: RefSeq, a predicted model, not a curated record
UUUACAUUUGGUCCGGAUGUUGUCAAAGAAUUUCUUGAUAUCCACGAUUUGGAUUUAAUUUGCCGAGCACAUCAAGUUGUUGAAGAUGGAUAUGAAUUUUUUGCCAAAAGGGGGCUUGUUACAAUUUUUUCUGCUCCAAAUUACUGCGGCGAAUUUGAUAAUGCCGGUGCCAUUAUGUCAGUUGAUGAAAAUCUAACAUGCUCUUUUCAGAUUCUAAAGCCUGUAGAUAAAAAGACCUUGGCCCUUUCAGUUGGCUCUGGAUCCCCAAUCUUGAUUAAUAACAGUUUUUAUUCUAUUCCUGAAGAACUAGCCAAACAGAUUUCGUCACCCAAAAUGACGAAGAAAAAAUAG